AUGACAGUGCCGCGAGUGGCGCGAGUUGCAAUUCACGGCCUGAAUCCCGGCUUGCCGGCCACCGAGUACUUCGUCCGAUUUGCACCUCAGGCCAAGUUGGCACAGGUGCUCUUGCUGGAAGACGCCACCUUGGGAUUUAAGCGUUGCCUGGCCUGGGCCACACUGCCCGGGAGCCAGCUGAGUAUCCCACCCAAAGCCAAGGUCCUGAACGCCACCAUCCUUUUCGCCGACUUUGUUCUCAGCGUACCCCUUGCCCGAGAUCAGGCGCAGCACCUUGAAGUGGCACAGGAUGCCACCUGGACGGUUUUUCACCAGCGCUCGAACUCGUCCAGCUGCAGAUCGGACUGCGAGGACGAUCCGGAUUGCCUCGCAUCCUUCACAGGUACAAAUGGAUGCUUUGCAGCCUACCACAGCUACGCAUGGCACGAGAGCCAAAGUUGUGGCGGGGCCGCGAAGUUAGACAAUGCCAUUCAAGACAGCUUUCGAGCCCAGAUGUUUGGCUGCGCGACGGAUGCUGGCACCUGGAGUGCCGAAUGCGGGCAGGGCGUCCAGGACUGGCAAGGAGGAACCUCUGGGCAGCUCCGUCUAAAGCUACGGCGUGAGCAAGGAUUGGAGAGGAAGCCGCUGGAUGUCCAGUCCAUCAGCCUCUACAAGGAUCUGCCCUUGCCGAUGGAUGUGCUGAUCCAGCUGACGGGCGGGCAUACGGACAACACCACCGAGGUUCUCAGCACGUUUGGCCUCGUGUCCCAGUCAGGCGACAUCUUCGUGACGGCGCGCAGGUUUGACCCCUUCCUCUUCAACAUGCUCCGUCUUAUUGUGGUUCCCAUCCUGCCCGAUAACCACUUCAGAGUUCAGUGGACGUCCAUACCCAACGAUGGCUUCGGCGUGCUCGAAGACAAUCUUCCAGACUUCAGGCGCUGUAACAUGAGCAACUUCCUGAGACAGCGCUACCGUGCAUGCGGUGCAUCGUCGACGGGUGCCAGGGAAUCAGAGCCCAUCACUUUCAAGUUCAAUCCCUGGGUGGGCCCUUUGGAGGGCCGCUUCCUCGUGGAGCCCAGGGAUCCCACGGAGCGGCAGUCGGGUUUGUGGCCGCCGCGGCGGCACCAGCACCGCCUGAAGGUGCGGUUUGAUCAGGCAGACACUGCGGCAGCUUGGGCGGCUGAGAAGGAAGGAUGUGAACUUCUGCAGCGUCUGCCGAGAUCGGGGCAUAACUUCCUAGGGCGAUCUGCCGAUGCCUUCUGCCAUAUGGUUGAUGGCGCCCUGGCCACAGGCAAGUGCCACUAUUCUGAGCUUUGCGAGGCGUGGAGGAGUGCGCUGGCUGAGCACAGCGACCUCCCAACGCAGCAGCUGGCAACCCUUCUGGCCUGCCAGGCCAAGGCCCAGAAGCUCGCAUGGGGGCCCAAGAUCUGUGAGUGGGUGAGCUUCUCAUUCUUCGCCUAUAACCAGCACCACCACACCUUAGAGAGGAAGGUGGAAUUGCCCACAUACCAGCAGUUUAUUGUCGUCCGAGUCGCGGACUUGUUUCAGAGCAUGACGUCUCUGCGCCCGGCUCUGCGCCCCGCCGCCUUAGAGGCCGCAAGGCUGCUCUGCCACGAGCAAAAGUGGCAAGCCUGGGCACAUGUGCUCCAUGCACACGUGCGCGGGUUACUGGGACAAACGCUCAAGAGCCAUGAUGGGGAGUUGGUCAAUGUAACCUCCAGGCAGACCGAUCCAUGGCUCUACUGGAUGUCGCGGGCAAUUCGGACCGGGUCGGUCGACUUCACCCGCACCAUCCACGAUUGCCUGUGGAAGGAGCACUACUCACAAAACUACAGCCUUCAGGCAGGGAUUGACCGGGUGUCUGGAAGGCUCGCAGAAGAGGCCUGGGAUGCUGCCGCCAAGCGAGCGGGCGAGGGGAGCUUCGACCAUCUUGGAUGGUUCACAUUCAUCGGCAACAUGUCGGCCAACAUGCCGGAGUCCCUCGUGACUGGUGCUUUGCAGCGGGGCUCCACCACGCUCAACUUCACGUCAACCAUGGAACACCUACUUCCUACCUGGCCGCUCUGCAGGGAGCUACAUCCCUCCUUACCACGGCGUCCAGAGUUGGAGUACUUGUCCUGGGUGCUCAAAAGACAUCCCUGCGACCAGGUGGAACUCCUGAACGUCAGCGGCGGCCGUUUUGAAGAAUCGGCAUUUCCUGAAGAGACCGGCUUCUUCGAAGCGGUGCAGGGCCUUUCCCACCUUCAGUCCCUCUCCAUCAAGCACUGGUCCUUGUCCGAAGUUGACAUGCGGGAGCUCGGUGCAGCUCUCAAGGCAAGGGCCCGUGAUGAUUCUCGCCUGGCCCUUUUGGAGCUCACGCCGCGGCUGGGAGAAAUCGCCUUUCCCAGAACCGCGUUCAAGCACUUGUUCGGCCUGUGCAUUCAGCGCUUGGAGCUUGGCGACAUCGGCCUGAGUAGCCGGGAGGACCUGGAAGCCUUCAUCGCGGAAAUCGCUCAAGCUGGAAUGCCUUGCCUGCAGAAGCUGCGCAUUGAUGUCACUGGCCCGAGCAACUACACAUUGCUGGCGGAGAUGCAUCCGUCCAUUGAGGAGGCCUUGAGAAAGGCCGCUCGAAACAGCACCGCUGAGUUGAUCAUCAACAGCGACUGA
Molecule: messenger RNA, 2625 nt
Organism: Symbiodinium natans
Lineage: Eukaryota; Dinophyceae; Suessiales; Symbiodiniaceae
Source: the annotation of a GenBank genome assembly